AUGGCUAUGGUUACAAACAGCAAAAUCAGUUUCUUGAGCAAUCUCAAACCAUUUAAAAUUUCUUGGAAGAUUGAAGUUAAAGUUAUUCAGAAGUGGGCACAACCCUCAAACCGUUCUGAAGGAGACACAUUGGAGUUCAUACUCGAAGAUCAAAUGGGAACCAGCAUACAUUGUAUCUGUAAGAGUCUCUUCGUUGAUCGUGUUAAGGAUUUUCAUGUUGGUGAAUGGAGGGUCGUCGAGAAUUUCUCCCUGAUCCCGGCUAUGGGGUUAUACAAAAGAACCAGCCAUCCAUUCAAGAUUUCCAUCAUAGAUAGUACUAUCGUCACCGAGCCUUCUCCGACUACCUGCGAG
Eruca vesicaria subsp. sativa (arugula) is the source of this 351-nucleotide messenger RNA. NCBI's taxonomy places the organism in Eukaryota, Viridiplantae, Streptophyta, Magnoliopsida, Brassicales, Brassicaceae. The record is from the annotation of a GenBank genome assembly.